AUGAGGCUACUAGAUUACGUCUCCGUCUCUCUCUUGUUUGUCUUGCCUCUUCUUCAUCUCCUCUACGCGCCCUACACCAAAGUCGAGGAGUCCUUCAACCUGCAGGCAACCCAUGACGUUCUCGUCUAUGGCACACCUAUAUCGGGGAAUGUCUACGAACGCCUGAGCACUACCUAUGACCACUUCACCUUCCCCGGGGUCGUUCCCCGUACCUUCAUUGGCCCUGUGCUUCUCUCCGGUGUCAGCCAGCCCUUGAUUGCCCUGUUGGGAUUCCGCCAUGCGCAGCUCAUCGUCAGGGCCGUUCUGGGCGCCUUCAACGCUGGCUGUCUGGUCGUCUUCAGAAAUUCUCUGGCAAACGCCUACGGUAUCGGCGCUGCCAGGUGGUGGGUGGCUCUCCUGGUUACUCAGUUUCACGUCAUCUUUUACCUGACGCGGACAUUGCCCAACAUGUUCGCCUUUGGACCCACUACCCUUGCCUUCGCCUUCCUUCUUCCGCGGGCUUCAGAGCCGAGAGCUUGGAACCGCCGAAAGCAGGCCAUAUGCCUUCUUACCAUGGCCACCGCCGUCUUCAGGUCGGAACUGGCUAUCCUCCUCGCCGGGACUGGAGCCUAUCUUCUCCUUAGCCGUCGCAUCACAGUCAGGGCUCUGGCCAUUUCUUUCUUCGCCGCUUUUUACAUAUCACUCCUGAUCUCAGUUCCAAUCGACUCGUACUUCUGGCAAAAGUUCCUAUGGCCCGAACUCUCGGCCUUUUAUUACAAUGCCAUCGAGGGCUCAUCUUCCAACUGGGGCGUGUCGCCCUGGCACUACUACUUCUCGUCCGCCCUCCCUCGCCUCAUGAUCAAUCCUCUCGCCGGCCCCCUCAUAUUCCUGGCACUCUUCCAACCGGGAACAUCCAACAGCGCAAGACAGCUGCUGAUACCCAGCCUCUUCUUCCUGGCCGUCUACUCCUUCCAACCUCACAAGGAAACGCGGUUCGUCUUCUACGUCGUCCCUCCCUUCACUGCCGCGGCUGCCCUGGGUGCCGACUUCAUCACCAAGCGACGCACCCGCUCCCUCUUGUACAAGAUUAGCCAUCUUCUCCUCCUCGCCUCCGUACCCCUCACCCUCGCCAUCAGCACGCUCAUGCUCCAGCUGUCCUCCCUCAACUACCCCGGUGGUGAGGCCCUGGCCGAGCUUCAGUCCAUCAUCCAACGCCCCAUCCCCACGGACACUGAUGAAUUCACCUACCCGACAUCCGUCUCCGCCCACGCCGACGUCCUCACCUGCAUGACCGGGCUCACCCUGUUCAACCAGAACCUGCCCGGCCUGCCCAUCGCCCUCGCCACCCCGGAACACCGCAACGCCGACCCCACGCUGCCCCUCCUCUUCGUCGACAAGACGGAGGGCAUGCUGCGGCUCGAGUGGCCCAGCUUCUGGGAGAAGUUCGACUACGCCCUCGUCGAGGAGCCGGCCCGCGCCCUCGGCAACUGGGAGAUCGUCGCCGUCAUCCAGGGCUUCGACGGCGUCGAGCUCCUCCGCCCGGGCAGCGUCGACCCCCGCCACCUCCUGCCGGCCAACGCGUUCCCGGGAGACGAGAAGGUCGUGGGCGCCGGCCUGGCCGUCGCCAACCUCCGCGAGCGGGUGAGGAAGCUGACCGGCGGCUGGUGGGUUGGGCCGAGGAUGUCCAACCGCAUCCGCGUCAUGAGACAGCGGAAGGCAUUCUAG
Clonostachys solani is the source of this 1704-nucleotide messenger RNA. Lineage: Eukaryota; Fungi; Ascomycota; Sordariomycetes; Hypocreales; Bionectriaceae. The record is from the annotation of a GenBank genome assembly.